CUCUUUCCCAUUUCUACCCAAACCACUUCUCAAUCUCAUUCACUUCAUCAUCAACUUUUCAUAUUCGAUAACUAUCAACUUAUCAUCAUCAUCGAACAAAUUCAAUAUCUUGAUCAAUCAUGUGGCCAACACUUCGAUCUAUCAUCUUUCGUCCUACUUCAGUUGCAAGUAAUCCGAUCCGAUCAACUGCUCGUCAAUUACAUUCCACAACCAAUCCACUUCUAAACCAAGAAAGUUCUCAAUCCAAUACUUCCUCUUCAUUCAACAAUACUACCGCAUCAAAUGCAACAGUUUCACCGGAAGAAAUCAAACAUUUCAAUUCAUUAGCAUCAACUUGGUGGGAUGAAAGUGGAGGGUUUGGUUUAUUACAUCGAAUGAAUCCGAUUCGUACUCAAUUCAUACGUGAAAGAAUCUUAUAUGAUGUGACACCUCAAUCUUCACUUAAAUUAGAAUCACCAUUAAAUCCCAAUCGAUUUCUAUCUGGUCAAAAAGUUUUAGAUGUAGGUUGUGGUGGUGGUAUUUUUUCAGAAGUUUUAAGUAGAUUAGGUGGUGAUGUACUUGGAAUUGAUGCGGCUGCUGCUUCUAUAAAAGUGGCUAGUUCUCAUGCUUCAAAUGAUUCUAAACUUAAUUUUCAACAUGAAGCUCAACUUGAAGAUUUACCAAAUCAAGAAAAUAGACUUAGAUAUCGACAUUGUUCAGUGGAAGACCUUUUAAAAGAAGAUGAUCAACAAGAGCUUUAUGAUGUUGUUUGUGCUAUGGAAGUUAUCGAACAUGUUGAAGAUCCUCACGCUUUCCUAACCGGUCUUGCAAAACUUACCAAGCCAGGAGGUCAUUUAAUUCUAUCAACCAUUUCACGUACACCAUUAGCCAGACUUUUAACGAUUUAUUUAGCAGAAUCCAACUUACCUUUCAUUGGUUUAGUUCCACCUGGAACUCAUACAUAUGAAAAGUUUGUUAAACCAGAAGAAUUAACAGAUUUCUUUAGGAACAGAUUAGGUUGGGCUAAAUCAUUUGAAAGAUCUGAAUUAGAAACUCGUGGUUCAUUUUAUGAACCAUUAACGGGUCAUUGGAAUUUGUUUCCAAGAGAAUUUGUUUUAGGUGAAUUAGUAAAUUAUUUCUUUGGUGUUAAAAAACCACUUAAUUAAAUUUCUAAAUCAUAAGAUUUUGUGUUAUUCCAUGUGAUUUAAAAAUUGUUCUUUUUUCCGUGACUUGAAUGUUUUGCUUUUUUGAUCACAUUUUAUACCUAUAAGCUUCAAGUAGGAUUGCAAAGAGUAAAAGAAAAGAAUAGCUAUCAGAUUAUUUCAAAUCAUGUAAUGUAUAGCUGUUAUCAAUUUGUAAGACUUCUGUUUAAACAACAAAUAUUAUCAAUCCAAUAUUUACAGGUAUUAAGAUCUAUGUUGAGAUCUAGAAUGAAAAAGGAGAUUUGAAGAAUGAAAAGAAGAUGAGCAAAGAUUUAUCUUCUAGUCCUAUCUCUUGAGUUGGUCAAGUUGCGAUCAUCUUCAAUUGAUCGUGAUCGAUGUCGACGAGGACGAUGAAACGAAUCUGGACUAGGACUGCGAUGAUGAUAUUGAUGACGAGAUGUAGAGAUUGAUGGACUCUUUGAUCUUGAUCUUGAUCGAUACUCCUCUCGUCUCUUUCCUUUAUCAUAUCGAUUUGAAGAAUCACGUUCUCUUUCGAAACUCCUCGAUCGUUCUCGUCUACGAGAUCCAAUUCUUGAAUCCCUAAUUGGUUCAUGAUCAUAAUCUUCUCGACGUCUAAUCGGUGAUCUAGAAUGACGUAAAUGAGAUUUAGAAGUAGAAUGUCUUUCAUGUUUGAUGGCACGUUUUUCUGCUCUUGCUAAUUUUCUUGCUAACUUUUCGGCUUUCUCUUUGGCUCUUUUUUCCUUUUCUUGACGUUUUUCUUCUUCAUUUGUUUCUUUUUUUCGAUCUCCUAAUUCGGUUGUAUUUGAAGAACUAGCUAUCUGCGCCCUUGGUGUGGGUUUAAAACCUAAUGCUAAACUUAAUGCAUCUUCUUCAGCCAAUUUAAUCGCUUUAAUUUCUUCUUCUUUUCUUUUUCUUUUUUCUUCAAUUUGAUCUUCUUCUGAUUUGAUUCCUUGAUUUUGUUUAUCAUUAUUAUACCAAGUGAUAUCUCUAUUUUUUUGCCAUCUACCUACCGGUGCUAAAAUUGAAUGACCCAAAUAAUUUUCUCGAUCUUUAUCAUCUGCUACAUCUGUCCAUUUAAAAUCUCCUUGUCCUCCACGUGUUCCUCCUCUGAUGGGACCUGAAAACAUGAUAAGUUUGAUUUGAUUUAAUUUGAUUUGUAAUUCAACUU
Melampsora larici-populina 98AG31 is the source of this 2310-nucleotide messenger RNA. RefSeq lists its product as uncharacterized. The record is from RefSeq and is a predicted model, not a curated record. The coding region runs from base 120 to 1145 and encodes 341 amino acids. NCBI's taxonomy places the organism in Eukaryota, Fungi, Basidiomycota, Pucciniomycetes, Pucciniales, Melampsoraceae. Gene Ontology annotation, biological process: ubiquinone biosynthetic process. Gene Ontology annotation, molecular function: 2-methoxy-6-polyprenyl-1,4-benzoquinol methyltransferase activity. The transcript is spliced from 4 exons.